UGUGUGUGUGUGUGUGUGUGUGUGUGUUGACACACGCAGAUGCAGUGAUGCAGAAGCUGUGAUGUAAUACCACAAAGGGAGAGCAGAGAUGUUUUCAUCCUGUCAUCCAUCAUACACGCAUCAUACAAUAAACACAAUCAUCUGAGGCUAAUUCAGAUGCUAACACACAGUCAGGUGGUGGCUCGGUCUGUGCAGACUGAAACCAUCAGAACCCUCCUGAAAACGAGCAAAAAAAAAGGUAAAUAAAUAAAUAAAAACAUCCACAACAUAUAAGAAAUUAACGUGUCCCUAACAUUACGUGUUGUCCACCUUUAAAGCUGCCCACCUACCUGAGCUCCUCAGCUGCCUGCUGGCCCAGCGUCAUCAGGACUCCCGUUGGACUGAUCUGCGCAUGCGCGGUCAGGGCGGAACUGAAGUCCGCGGGACAGAAGCUCCGGGGACUCCAUCUGCUGUAAGACCGAAACAAAGUGCUAACGCAUGAUAAAGUCCCGGCAUGUGCGCAUUCAGAGUUGUACUGUGCUGCCGAACGCUCUGCAGGUUCUCCAAUUAUCACCUGAAGAUGACGAUCCCAAGCAGGUCGGUGAGAUCCUAUACCUCAUCCAGCGGUAACCUCCUGAGGUGGGACCUUUCUUCAGAUGAGAUCAGAACCAUGACAGAUGUCUUGAUAACCAGGAUCAAGAAGGUCUACGAUGCUGUUGGAUCUCUAAACACUGAGAGUGUCUCUGCUGAAAACACCCUGAAGGCCUUGGCUGAAGCCAAACUAGAUUAUGCCU
Molecule: messenger RNA, 773 nt
Organism: Austrofundulus limnaeus
Lineage: Eukaryota; Metazoa; Chordata; Actinopteri; Cyprinodontiformes; Rivulidae
Product: neurolysin, mitochondrial
Biological process (GO): peptide metabolic process; proteolysis
Cellular component (GO): mitochondrial intermembrane space
Molecular function (GO): metalloendopeptidase activity
Source: RefSeq, a predicted model, not a curated record